GGGCAUAACCCGUGUACUAAAUUGAAAGUAGAUACAGCGUGAGCAAUGCUUUGAUAUUUUAAACAGACCAUGGAAAGACAAGAUAAGAAAUGGGGAAAGAAAAAUGUUGAAAAUGACAGUUUAUUAGAAGUUCCCAAAGGAUGGAAAGAACCUGGAAUAACAAGAGAAGACAACAAACAUGGCAUGUUGGCAGAAAGUUCUUUUGCAACUUUAUUUCCAAAGUACAGAGAAAAGUACUUAAGAGAAUGUUGGCCUUUGGUUAAGAAAACUUUAGCAGACUAUGAAAUCAAGGCAGAGUUAGAUGUAGUAGAAGGAAGUAUGGCUGUAUCAACCACCAGAAAAACUUGGGAUCCAUAUUCUAUUGUCAAUGCUAGAGAUCUGAUCAAGUUAUUGGCCAGGAGCGUUCCUUAUGAACAGGCAAUUAGGAUUCUGGAGAAUGAUAUAGCAUGUGACAUCAUAAAGAUAGCAUCACUUUGUAGAAAUAAAGAAAGAUUCGUAAAGAGAAGACAGAGAGUCAUAGGUCCAAAUGGAUCUACACUGAAGGCGAUAGAGCUCCUAACAGAAUGUUAUGUUCUCGUGCAAGGUAACACUGUGUCUGCUUUGGGACCACAUAAAGGAUUACGAGAUGUCAGAAAAAUCAUUGAAGACACUAUGAAAAAUAUCCAUCCUAUUUAUAAUAUUAAGACAUUGAUGAUUAGAAGAGAAUUAGCAAAAGAUCCUCAACUACAAAAUGAAAGCUGGGAUAGAUUUUUGCCAAAAUUUAAGUCUAAAAAUAUCAGUAAGAGGAAACAACCUAAGAAGAAGAGAAUAAAGAAAACAUAUACACCUUUCCCACCUCCACAGCCAGAGAGUAAGGUUGAUAAAGAACUUGCUUCAGGGGAAUAUUUCCUGAAACCCAGUACAAAAAAGGCAAAGAAGCAAGCAGAGAAAAAGGAAAAACAGAAAGAAGCAAUUGAAAAGAAACAAGACAAGAGGGCACAAGCAUUUGUUCCUCCACAGGAGACAGGAGAAUCCGCAGCAAAGAAAUUAAAGAAAUCAGAUGAUACAGUUAAUGUUGAAGAGUUGAAAAAGAAAAUCAGGAAAGCUCAGAAAAAGAAGAUUGGUCAGUCAUCUGGAUCAUGACAAAAUGACAAAUAAACUGAAUUUCAACGAAAAUACUGUUGAACAGAAAUAACCAGGGCACAUCUCAAGGUUUUCAAGAUAUGAUGCAUGAGUUAUAUUGGCAAGACAACAAUAUUAGAAAAAUGAAUUUUAUUUUGAACUGUUUGAUAGUUUUCAAUAUGACAAAGAUUUGUGUAUUAUAGAACAUUACAAAUUCUCAAUUGAUGUCAUAGGAUAAGUUUUUGUGAAAAUUUUACACACAUAUACUCUUACAGCAGGCAUUUGUAGAUAUCAUUGCUUUUAUAAUAUAAUUGAAGAAUUCAAGAAAUCUAAGCCUCAGAAAUGUUAUUCUCUGAAUAACUAUGGGUUAAAUAUGCAUUUUUAUAACAGUGUAGCCUAAACUAAUUCAGCUGAACUUAACAUGUUUAUAGAGUUUGUUAAGCUGAUGUUUAUUUUUUUAGUGGGGAUUUAGGAAAUUGCUGAUUGACCUUUUCUAUCUGGCUCCACUCACUUGAUAAUUUUCUAAGCUUCUUGUAAUUACCUUGUGUUAUGGUCGGAUGGAUUACUUUAUUAAACUAAGCAGGCUUUUUAUGAGAACAUGUAUCAUUGAAGUAUUGAUUUCACUAACAGUUUCAUGAUCUGUAAGAAAAGACUAUUUUUCAGUGUUCAAAUUGAAAUAAGUCUUGUUUAUAUAUAUGUAAAUAAAAGUUCAUCAUUUAU
Mytilus californianus (California mussel) is the source of this 1821-nucleotide messenger RNA. RefSeq names its product KRR1 small subunit processome component homolog. Lineage: Eukaryota; Metazoa; Mollusca; Bivalvia; Mytilida; Mytilidae. The transcript is spliced from 11 exons. The record is from RefSeq and is a predicted model, not a curated record. Gene Ontology annotation, cellular component: nucleolus; small-subunit processome. Gene Ontology annotation, molecular function: RNA binding. Bases 70 to 1122 code for a protein of 350 amino acids.